UUUUGUGGUUUUUGAAGGUUUUUUAUGGCAACUUCCUAAGGAAAGCUGCCAGCCUGGGAGGCAAAUCAGAGUGAGAGACCCCUGCAUCCCCUCCCCGGGGUCUCCAGACCCCUCGCCCCCGGGCAGGGCAGAGCAUCUCCCGCAGCCCCUGCGGGUCGCUUCUCCCCCGGUCCCCCUCUGCCCUGGGGGGAUUUGGGCUGGGUUAAGCCAAACCCCGGGGAGGGUUUGGCGAGCGCAGAGACCGCCCAGCUCAUCGCACGGAUGAGCGGGCAGUGCCGCCCGGCUCCGCCCCGGGCUGGGCAGGGCGAGGGAGCGGAGCCGCUCCCACUCUCAUCGCCGGGAAGCAUCCCGGAUUGCGGGGGGGCGGAGAUCCCGGGCUGAACUCCCAAACCGCAGGGACCCCCGGGCAGCGGAGAGGGGGGCUCUGCCCGGCACCCGCCGCCGGGAAGCAUCCCGGGAGGGAGGAGCUCCUUGGGUCCCGGGGCUGAGCUCAGGGACCCCCGGGCAGCGGAGGGGUCUCUGCCCGGUCCCCAGCGCCGUGGGAGUGGACCCCGGCGGUCGCCGCGUUCCCCCCGCCGUGGGAGCGGACACCCCGCAGAUCCCCGAGGAUUUGUACCUGUCCAGGCCGUCCCGCUGGCAGGGGGUGUUUGCCAUGGACACUGGGCAUGUCAGCAGAUCCCGCUUCAGUGUGGCCUCCAGCCCGCCGCGGUGGGAGAUCGGGCUCUACACCGCCGGCGCCUUGGCACUGCUGGGAAUCGCAGCCAUCAACCUCUGGAAGCUCUGGCGUUCCGGCAGCUACCCGGCCCCUUCCCCCUUCCCAAACUAUGACUACCGGUACCUGGAGCAGAAGUACGGAGCCGCGUAUCCAGACGUCAGGCACAAGCGAGGCCUGGCCCCGGGCUCGCAGCGGACGCUGGGUCAGAGCACUGCCAGCCGCAAGAGCAGCCUGAGGGCAGAGGACACCUUGGAGAGCAUCCAGGAGCUGGGCAGCCUGGAGCUGAUGGGCAGAGACCUGGGCCUGGCCCACUACGGCCCCCUGAAGAAGUCCAUCUCGGCCGACUCCCUCAACUCCAUCUCGUCCAUCGGGAACAACUUCGGGCAGGAUUUCACGGUGGGGCAGGUGGAGGUGUCCAUGGAGUACGACGGGAGGGCGGCCGCCCUGCACGUGACGCUGCUGCAGGGCAAGGACCUGCUGGAGAAGGAGGAUGGGCGGUUCGAGUCCUGCUUCAUGCGGAUCAGCCUCCUCCCGGCCGAGCAGAUCGUCGGCAUCUCUCGGAUCCAGAGGAGCGCCUACGCCGUGGCCUUCGACGAGCGCUUCUCCAUCCCGCUGGACCCGGCGGCACUGGAGGAGAACAGCCUGCGCUUCUCCGUCUUCGGCAUUGACGAGGACGAGAGGAGCGUCAGCACCGGUGUGGCCGAGCUCAAGCUGUCCGACCUGGACCUGGCCGCGCGACCCUUCAACGCCUGGCUCUACCUGCAGGACAUGAGCAAGCCUGUGGACACGGUGGGGGAGAUCCUGCUCUCCCUGAGUUACCUGCCCACGGCCGAGCGGCUCACGGUGGUGGUGGUCAAAGCCAAGAACCUCGUGUGGAGCAACGGCAAGGUGACCGCAGAUCCCUUCGUCAAGGUGUACCUGCUGCAGGACGGGAGGAAGAUCAGCAAGAAGAAGACAGCGGUGAAGAGGGGGGACACCAACCCUGUGUUCAACGAGGCCAUGAUCUUCUCCGUGCCGGCCAUCGUGCUCCAGGAGCUGUCCCUGCGCGUGACAGUGGCUGAGAGCAGCGAGGACGGGCGCGGUGACAACACGGGCCAUGUGCUCAUCGGCCCCACAGCCAGUGGGAUGGGAACCACGCACUGGAACCAGAUGCUGGCCACGCUGAGGAAGCCCGUGUCCAUGUGGCACCCACUCCGCAGGAAUUAGGGGGGCUGCUGGGGGGGCUGCACCCCAACACCGGCUCUGCCGGGCACAGCGAGGCCCGGAGCCGCCAGGCAGGGGCCAAGUGGGACUCUGUGGCACCCCAAAGGCCGAGCUGCCGGCGCCUCAGAGGGGCAGCUCCUGCCUAAACACCCAGAGGAUGGAUGGAGCGAUUCUGUGGCUUCAUCUUUGCCCUCCUGAGUCCCCCACGCACAGGGACUGCAGACAGACCCACUGGGAAGGAGCCCAGACGGACCAAAACCAGCCAGAACCUCCCCAAAUGGCUGGGCUGAGCAUCCCAGCGGCCUCAAAAGCAGUGGAAUCCGCAAACAUGGACUCUAAGGCUGAAGGGGAGAGGGGGGAUUCCUUUGGAAUGUGGGGUUUUUUUGAGGGGGUGGUAAAUGCCAGCAUGGCGUGGCUCCUCUCGGUGCAAGUGGUGAUCCUGGGGGGAUUUUUAAGAGGAGUUUUGGUGUGUUGUGCUGGGGAUGGAACGUUUCCAAUGAGAAUGGAAAAAGGGAGCAAUAACAGCAGAAAAAGCAAUUGUUAUUACAUAUGGCUUCUCCUUCCAUCUGUUUUCCCCCACAGUAAAUCCCUGCCCGUCUCCACUGGCUGCAAGGACGGGGCUGGAAGUGGUUCCCAAGCCCUUGGGUUCGAGGGUGACAGGCAGAGGGCUCCACUGGAGCCCCUCGUGGCAGAGGAUGCCCUGGGGCCACAUCCCCCCUUGCCUGGAGCCUCGGCUUUUCCCUGCCUGCAGGAUGCUGGUGGAAAGCCAGGCUGGGAAAUCUGGGGGCUGUAUGCCAGGAAAGCAGCAUGAGCACAGACUUGGGAUGUGGCUGUUUGGAUGAUCAAAAAAAGUGGGAAUGAGCCGUUUAUCUGUUUUCCCCUGAUUAAAGGUGACUCUGAGGUGAGUUACCCCAUGAGCUGGUGGCACUUUUUCCUUCUCCUCUGUCCUGCCUGCCCUUUGCUUUGGGACAGGGCCGUCAUGUCCCUGUUCCAUCAUGGCCCUCCUUUCCUGUAUGUGCCCGUCUCUGCUCGCCGAUGCCCAAUUUCCCUCUCCUGUGCUCCAUCUCUUCCUCCUCCCCACCUCCCCCUCCAGCAGCCCCCCGUCCCAUCUGCUGCCAGGUGAGUUGGUGCCAUCGCUCCGUGGCUGACGCACGGCCGGCUCCAGGCACCAAGGCAUGAGCCAAGGAUGGAGGGGCUGGAGGGAUGAGGUUUUCUGAAGGAUGAGGAAGGCUUUUGGGAAGUUGUUCACAACCAGUACUCAUAGGUCCUGAGGUCUGGGGGAAAAUUUUCUUAUUAGUUACCACAGCCAGCAUUUGGGAAGAGACAGAUACAGAAAUCCUUGGCUGUCCUGCAGCUCCUGCCAAGUGCUGAGCCUUGCUCAGGGUGAGGUAAGUGACUUCCACAGCUUCUGGAAUCACCCGUGGGCAACAUCAGCGAUGUUCAGCCCCAAAAUGAUGGGGACCACGUGGCUUGGGGCUGUUUAUUGUGCCCCUCUUUGGCCAUUCGUCUUUCAAGGCACCUCAGCACCUUUUCCUUCAUCCUGGGGACAAAAAAAUGCUGCUGGAGCUAUUUUUGGCAGGGAUGGAUGGACCCUGUGAGUGGGACUGGAGCCACUAAGGAGAGGGGACAGGGCAGUGGCUGUGUGGGGAUGGAGAGAGGCUUUGCAAAUUGGGGUCUAUGGGCAGGAAGCAAUGUGGGAGAUGAAUUAGUUUGGGGGGUACAGGAUUGGGAAAAGAUCUGGGAGGGACAUGAGGCUCCCUCGUGCCUGGGGGGGCUGCACUGCCUUUGCUGCUGUGGGGUUCCCAGCGGAUCCUGGUGUCCCAGGAGCUCCCCAAGCCCAAAGCAAGCCCAGAGCAGGGCUGAGCCCCCUCCCAAGGCCCUGGCCUGGGUGGGAGGGCAAGGGGCAGCCAUGAGGGGUUUGGGCUGUGCUGGCUGCGGUGCGGACGUGCCUGGUUGCUCUGAGCAGUGCCGGAGGAUUGCUGGGCUGGGAUGCAUUUCCUUAGUCACCCUCCCCGGGGGCAGAGGGUCACCUGCGGUUUUCGGUGCCUCCCACUUUCCUGCUCCCAGACAUCCAUCUUUUGCUGCCACAGGGACCAACGUGACAGUGACAGCUCAUUGCUUUGGGUGUUUAAUGCCUGUCAGACCGGUGAGCUCCGGCCUCUGUGAACAUCCAUCACCAUGUCUAUACGGAUAACCAGGACAAUGCAGCAGCAUUCCCUCCCCAAAUCCCUCCCCAGCCCCUGGCUCCAGGCUGUGUCCCCCUCAAAAUUGAGCCCCCCACUCCCCCCAGAGCUCAGCAGCUGUGGCCUGUGAUGGCUGAGCAGCGGCUCCAAGGUUCAAAAGGUGGGAUUCAGGGCCCUCAUUUCUCCUUGUCUUUCUUUCUGCCCUUCCUCUGGCUCGUCAGCUCGCUCAGCUUCUUGUCCAGGCGCCGCUGGAGGUGGGCUCGCUUGGCUGGGUCCAGGGAUUUGUCCUUGGAGCCGCUCCCGGGAUACAGGACCCCUUCCCUGCUGAUCCGCUGCCGCGCGUGGGCCUUGGCCUUGUCCCCACAGCCGUGGACCUGCAGGGGGAGAACAGACAUCCGUGGUGGCUGGGAAGCAGGGCAGGGAUCAGCCACCUGGGAACCAGGGCGUUCGUUCCCAGAGCCUGGAAUUCCUCUGCCACCUUCACAUCCCCCUAAAACCACCUCAUGUUGUUGGUACCCAUAAGUGAUAUUAUUAUUUAUUUUUAAUUAUUAUUUAUUAUCUAUGUUUAUUGUUAUCUAUUGUUCAUUAUUACAUUAUACAUUAUUACGUCAUUAUAUAUUAUAUAUACUACAUAUACCCAUAGAUUUGGGUUUAUUUUAGUUUUUAGUUUAAUCUUCAUUUUAUUAAUAUUUAUAUUUAUUUUUAAACUCUAUAGAUUUAUAUAUUUUAUAUUAUAAUAAUUAUUUAUUGUUCAUUACAAUUCACUUUUAUUAUUAAUAAUAAUUAUUGAUUAUUGUUAUGUAUUUUAUUAAACCAUCAUUUCUGCUUUAGAACAAAAUAUAAAGGGGAUUCUUCUCCUGGACUGCACAGCAGGUAAAUCCUUUGGGAUGAUUCAAGUGGCUCCUUCUGCUUAUAUUAUUAUAUAUUAAUUUUUAUUAUUGUUUACUAUUCAUUAUCAUUAUUUAUUCUUAAUAAUAAAUUGAUGCUUAAUACUAUUA
Myiozetetes cayanensis is the source of this 5099-nucleotide messenger RNA. RefSeq names its product synaptotagmin 12 (gene SYT12). Gene Ontology annotation, molecular function: SNARE binding; calcium-dependent phospholipid binding; clathrin binding. The record is from RefSeq and is a predicted model, not a curated record. Lineage: Eukaryota; Metazoa; Chordata; Aves; Passeriformes; Tyrannidae. Gene Ontology annotation, biological process: regulation of dopamine secretion; regulation of calcium ion-dependent exocytosis; cellular response to calcium ion. The transcript is spliced from 8 exons. Bases 653 to 1921 code for a protein of 422 amino acids.